Molecule: messenger RNA, 2961 nt
Organism: Rhipicephalus sanguineus (brown dog tick)
Lineage: Eukaryota; Metazoa; Arthropoda; Arachnida; Ixodida; Ixodidae
Product: elongation of very long chain fatty acids protein 7
Exons: 1
Coding region: 197-1144 (315 amino acids)
Biological process (GO): fatty acid elongation, monounsaturated fatty acid; very long-chain fatty acid biosynthetic process; fatty acid elongation, saturated fatty acid
Cellular component (GO): endoplasmic reticulum membrane
Molecular function (GO): fatty acid elongase activity
Source: RefSeq, a predicted model, not a curated record
UUAAGCUUUUAUUUUUCGUGCACCGCCUCCUCUGGUUUCCAAUCUAAGUCUUUUCGACUCCAAUCACAGCAUACGCGCGUCCCUAGUGGUGUUCCGGACGACGCGCCUACGCUUGGAGCAUAUAUCCCGAGCUCAACCGCCAAAACCCGGGAGACUGCUGCCGCGCGUCGCGCGAGCUCCGCUGAGCACCGCAGCCAUGGAUUCCCUGACCCUGAAGCCGGCGAACGCCAUCGACACGAUCCUGGCCCUACGGGACCCGCGGACCAAGGACUGGAUUACGUUACAGAACCCCAUGUACAUGGCGGUCCUGCUGGGCUCGUACUUGUACGUGGCCAAAUCGUUCGGGCCGCGAUUCAUGAAGCACAAGGAGCCGUACUCUGUCAAGCGGGCCGUGAUGGUGUACAACCUCUUCCAGGUUCUCGCCAACGUGUAUUUCAUGUGGCGCAUAUUCUACUACUCCUUCUGGGCAGCCGGCUACAGUGCCUACUGCCAGGGACUCACCUACAGCUCUGAUCCACACGCGUUGAACCUGCUGGACUCGCUUUACUGGUACCUGUGGGUGCGCGUGGCCGACUUCAUGGACACCGUGUUCUUCAUCAUGAAGAAGAAGUUCUCGCACAUUAGCGUCCUCCACGUGGUGCACCACACCAUCGUGGUGUUCAGCGGCUGGAUGUUCAUGCAGUUUGGCGCCGACGGACAGGUAGUGCUGGGCGUCUGCGUCAACUCGUUCGUGCACAUCAUCAUGUACACGUACUACUUCCUCGCCUGCCUCGGGCCCUCGGUGCAGAAGUACCUGUGGUGGAAGAGGUACCUGACCAGGCUACAGAUCGGGCAGUUCAUACUGCUCAUCGCGCAUGCGUUUAUCCCCAUAUUCGUGGACUGCGGCUAUCCUCCCAUCCUGCUGUACAUUGCCAUCCCACAGGUGGCGUUGGUUCUCGGACUCUUCGUCAAUUUCUACAUCCAGGCGUACAACACCCGAAAGACGGCGGCCGCCGCUGAGAAGGCUGAGAAGGCAGCGAAUGGACAUUCCAAACAUCCCGAAUAUAAUUCGUCGUCAUCCGUUGCCAAAAACGAAGCUGCCAACGGAACUACUAACGGAUCAGCAAACGGAACUGCGAAUGGCAAUGCGAAGAAAGUUGCUUGACGAAGAUGCGUCGGUGUUUUGUAAAUAGAAACGAGAAAGUUUGAGCGAGAACUGCCAACGUGCUGUUUGUCUUUUGCGGGACUGUUCCUUGAAAACGUUUUUCUUUGAUGUGUGAGAGUCGCUGUCCGUUCGGCAUGUCUUACAGGGUCGUUGCUCUCUUAGUGUCGGAAUGAACUGGAUGGGCUGCUGUGAAAACGUAAUUCUGUCGGACGAAUACCGCCUAACUGUACUCAGUAUGGCAGUUUCUCACUAGAGAACAUUGCGUCAAUGCACGUGCGUGUGUCCUUGCCGUGUUGGGCUUCUCGUGUCUCAAAGUCAGUCUGUAAAAUCUUACGGGAAGUAUUUCUCUGUUAUGGGCAUCUGCGGCAGUUGGUCCAGAUCCGUGAGAGAGCAUGAGGAGACAAAUAGUCGAGGGAACAGUGCAAUCAAUUGAACCAUUCGUUGAAGGAUCGAAAUGUCGUUGUGUGAUUAUUCAGUUGUGCAGGCGAAAACGAGAAAACCAGCGCCGAGCAUUGUGCCUAAUACAGCCAUCCGUAUCAAAGUAAGAAAAACUAAAAUACAUUAAUUUAGUUUGUAUAGACAUAGUGCUUCAAUGUACCUGCGGUUUUGUUUGGAUUGUUUUUAUUUAAUGUAAUGUCAGAAUGGCGCAAUUCAGACAAAAAUUAUGAAAAGUGUGCCAUCGCAUUAACGCUGGCUCGCUGUCGCACAAUUACCUCAGAUUUUCACUUUUAUUUUCUCCAGUCGACACUGGGCAGAUACGUUCGUUUAAUCGUAUUUGAUAUUGUUAUUACGGGUGUAAGUUUAUACAGAAAGUUGUUUACACUCCUUCAUGCAUUCAUGUACACAUUUCAGAAGCAAUUCUGCUCAUUCACGUUAUGCAAUUUGUCAUCAUUAUAGUCUGCUGACUAACGUCUUUCUCUUAUAAUGCGAUAUCAGCACUGUAAUGUAUAUACCUCUAACCAGAAAGCAAAAAAAAAAAAAAAAUCAAGAGAGGCAAGGCUUCUCAUGACGUUACGAUUGAGGUACACGUCUUGGUGGUUUAAGCCUGUGUGUCAAGUUUUUCCCCCGUGUAUUCAGCUGCCGAAUGAUAUUGAUUGCGAUAUGUGGCUCUCUUGCUCGGAGAACCAAGUAAAAGGGAAAUUAUGGAGAAUAUAUGCAGUAUUAUAAAAAUGAAAGAGGUUGCUAUAGCGUGGAGCCCUGCUCGAAUAUAUGGUAGCAAUUACGUGCGCGGUUAUGCGAGCCUGCCGUAGGGCUGUGCAGUUAAUCUCACGAGGCGCUCUUGACGGUGCUAGCAUUUUGUUCGUAACUGUUGUUUGUUCCAUGCAAUGAGUGGUAAGAACAUGCUUUUAUGAAGACCUUAUGUAAGAAGUCUUUGCAAAUUCGGCUAGAUUGCUUUAUUUACAACGUCAACUGUUCUGGAGUGCGCGAAUCUCUACGAGCUCCAUGGCACUGCCACCAGGCACUACCGGUGCCGGUUUUUACAAUGAAAGUGCCAACCAUACCCGAAGGCAACCGUAUUAUUCUCUGAUAUAAUGUUAAAGUCGUAACAUGUGCAAUGCUUUUUGUUUUAUGCUACCGCGUCGACCUUAGUGCCUCUAGAGCGUACUGGCACAUUGACUGCUUUGUUAAGCGGAAAUGAGCUAUCAUUUGUAGAUCAUAACUACCUUUCCCUUUCAUUGCUGUUCAUUUACGUGGUGUAAUAUCCACGCUGUGAUGAUUCACUUCAUGAAACUUACUUAUUGUGUAUGUCGUGUCCAUCAGUAGAUUCUUUGUGUAUUUGCCUGUUUUACAAGUUGUCAAUAAAUGUCUUGUUUCUA